Messenger RNA from Planococcus citri (citrus mealybug), 5768 nucleotides. Its product is annotated as speckle-type POZ protein B-like. Gene Ontology annotation, molecular function: ubiquitin protein ligase binding. The transcript has 5 exons. Gene Ontology annotation, biological process: regulation of proteolysis; proteasome-mediated ubiquitin-dependent protein catabolic process. Lineage: Eukaryota; Metazoa; Arthropoda; Insecta; Hemiptera; Pseudococcidae. The coding region runs from base 2080 to 3297 and encodes 405 amino acids. Gene Ontology annotation, cellular component: cytoplasm; nucleus. The record is from RefSeq and is a predicted model, not a curated record.
GCCUCGUCGUUAUCGUAAUCCUUGAUAAGAAAUGAUAAGAACUGCGCACAUUUUGUGUAAGUACAGUGGAUCAUAUGAAUUUUUAUAAGAAAUCGAUUGAAAAUAGAAAUGUUAUUCAUAAUUGCGGCUGUGUUGAUACGAUUAGAUUUCUAGAAAUUCGCAUAGUUGCUUCUGUGAAUAGUGCACCAGUCCUAAAUCCCUUUAUUUUACCAGCUGCGUUACAUUAGCUGAAAUUAGUUUCAGAACAUCGUCAUAAGGUUAUUUCUGCUAUGAGCGAUUUGAGUGCAUUCGUGAAUAACAGUCCCAGUUCACAUAAAGACUCUAGUACUGAAAACUGGUGCUGUUUUAAAUCUGAAAAAUUAGAAUGCGAGUACACCUGGAUAAUUCAAAAUUUCAAUCUUCAAGCACCCAGGAUUGUCCGUACUAAACUGAUAUCAUCUGAGUUUUCAGCUCCAAAUGAUUCCUGCAAAUGGUUUAUGUCGCUCGAAAUGGAAAUCACUUCUUACAGUUCUUACAAUUGUCCAACAUCCGAUUGCUGGUUAUCCAUUGUGAUAUGCCGAAGUGAAACCACUAAUUCCGAACCACGAUCAGGAAACGUGGAUAUCUCACUCAUGGACUUGAAUAAUGAAAAGUCAAAGACUCUUCAACGUGAGUUCUUUGUGAAUAAUCAAACUAAUAAUGUGAGCAUUGCGAGGUACGUCAAAUUUAGAGACUUACUUGCCGAAGACGGUAAACUAUUACCGAAAGGCGAGUUGAGGAUUUACUGCAAACUGUCUUAUGUUCGGGAUAUCGGCACCGUUACGAAUCAUUUCCCAUUGGAAUUCAUCGAAUCUAACCCUAUGCGCGAUUUCGAGAAAUUAUUCAACGACGAUGAUUGCAGCGAUGUCGUAAUUGACGUGAAUGGAAAAUCGUUCCCAGCUCAUAAAGUUAUCCUGGCAGCUCGUAGUCCAGUAUUUAAAGCCAUGUUCAAAAAUAAUCUGAUGGAAAAUCAACAAAAUCGCGUUGAAAUCAAGGACGCGGACGAGAAUGUUUUUCAAGAAGUAUUGCGUUAUAUUUACACGGGAAAAGUUGAAAAUUUAAACGAUAUAGCAUUAGAAUUGAUGCUCAUUGCUGAAAAAUAUGAUCUAGCGCAACUAAAGGGAAUGUGUUUAAAGGUACUUGGUUCGUUGCUUUCGGUGAACAACGUUGUGAAGAUUUUGAUUAUCGCUGAUUUGAAUAAUGCGCAUUAUUUGAAAACUCAGGCUGUUGAGUACAUCAGAGCUAACGUGUUAAAAGUUAUGAGAUCUAAAGACUGGACUGAUUUGAACGCUCAUCCUGAUUUGAUGAACAAUAUACUAGAUGUAGGAUGUUGAAUUUGUUUCAAUUUAUAUAAUCACCUAAUGAGUUUAAACUUAUGAAUUAUUUUUUAAAGUUUUCAACGUAGGUACCGUAUUCGUUUUUUCUAUUUUUACUUUUUUAGAAGACAGUGUUGAUGAGAGAUAAUAUUGAAUUAUUAUUUUAUUAUUGUAUCAGUAUCCUGGGUGUUUAUUAUUUACUGAAUUAAAAGUGUUUCCAGGUAUAGCGUCGUUAUUCGUCCUUUUUGUGAACUACGAGUAUUUAGACUAGACAUGAGUGACAGGAGGAAACCAACAUUUGAAAAUGCCUGAAAAGAUGGGUAAUUCUGGUUUAGAUUAGAUUUACGCCUGAUGGAAGUGGGAGGAAGAAACCGAAUCUAGAACACGUGUAUGAUAAGACCGGAUGAGAUGAAAAAACGAACCCUGAUAUUCGCAGCUAAGAAUUGCAGAAUUUUAUGCAUUUUCAAUUUUCUUCGCCAUAUUUUUGAUAUUUGAAUACUUCAUUCUUUAAUUUUAGUGUACGUUAAGUAAUUUUUUCAUCCGACUGUGUUAUUAGCGUGUGGAUAUCUCACUUAAAGGUAUGAGCUGGUAGAUAAUUUUUCUGUUUUCUCAAAAUGACAUUAUAAUAUAGCGCUAUAUACGAUACAAUAGAUAUAAUCCGAUGUUUUAGAGAGGUGUAAAUACCUACAUACGAUUAUGUGAAUUUAAAUUCCUCAUUUAGUUACUUUUGAGUUCGUUUUUAUUAAUGCGUUUAUUAUUCCAUUCCAGGAUAUUCAAUAUGAUUCCGAUGCACUUAUUCAGUAGGUCUAUUCUUAAACUACCAAAACCAAGUUUUUUGGUAUCGUCCAUCAAAGAAAUAAGAUAUUUAUCGAUACAGCCGAAUUCAAGAAUGAGCCACGUGAAUGCACCAACGAAUAAGAUUCCUGCGUUAAAAAAAGACUCAAUCUGUACGAAAAACUGGUUUUGUACUAUUGCUAAAAAAAUCGAACACGAGUUCACAUGGAUAAUUGAGGAUUUUAAUUUACAAAUAGCCAACAUGCGUACAGAGGAAUUGAAGUGUCUUACGCUUUCAGAUCACAACGAUUCGUUUGAAUGGGUUUUAGAACCGACUAUCCGCAGAAUUCAUAAAGACAACGAUCUUAAACUGUGGUGUGAAUGGUUAGAUUUCAAUUUAAAGAUGUCUUGCAGUUCAGCCAGAUUCAGCCCAAUAUCUGGCAGUGUAAGUGUCUCGCUUAUGAACUUGAAAAAUGAGAAAUCCUAUUCGUAUACACAAGACUUCCAUUUGAGUGCAGAACAUGAAUUCACCAGUGGUGUCGGCUUAAAAUUAAUGAAAUGCAGUGAUUUGAAAAGCUAUUUAUUACCUGAAGGCGAGUUAAAGAUUCAUUUCAAAAUUGCCUUCAUUCGUGAUACAAUCACCGCUUCAAAUCAUUUUCCAUUAGACGAGUCUAACCUGACGCACGACUUCGAAAAAUUAUUCAACGAUGAAGAUAGCAGCGAUAUUAUAAUUGACGUUAACGGAAAGAAGUUCCCGGCUCACAAAAGUAUCCUGGCAGUUAAUAGUCCAGUAUUUCAAGCUAUGUUUAAAAAUGAUCUGAUGAAAAAUCAACAAAGUCGGAUUGAAAUUAAUGAUAUCGAUGAGAAAAUUUUUCAAGAGGUGUUGCGUUGUAUUUACACUAGAAAAGUUGAGAAUUUGAACGAUAUAGUAUUCGAAUUGAUCCCCGUUGCUGUCAAGUAUGAUAUUGAGCCUUUAAAGAGAGCGUGCUCAAAAAAAUUCAGUGAAUUGCUGUCAGAGAAAACUGCUGUAAAAAUGUUGAUUUUCGCCCACUUGAAUAGCGUCUCUAAUUUGAAAAAAAAAGCGAAUGAUUAUAUCAGAAGGAACAUAAAGAAAGUUAAGAAAUCAAAAGACUGGAAUGAUUUGAAUGCUUAUCCAGAUUUAAAGAAAACGAUACAACAGUAUACUUAGUCCAACUGUGUAAUAGAAUGCUGAAAUAUUAUAAUGCCUCCUGUCUGUUCCACUUUUUACAAUUGAUUAAGAUUUUUUAAAGCUACUUAUAUCAAAUAGGUAUUUGGUUUUUAUUUAUUGUUUUGUAGCAGACUUUAAUGCGAGAACGAAAUGCUAAUAUCUACUGAAUUUCUUCAAUUUGUAUUUGUAUAUUCUGGGUGUUUGAAUAUUUGCGAAGUAAAAAAAAAAUUCUGACUGUGUUGUUUCUCAGUAUUUUGAUUUGUUAACUACACGUCAUGUAUUCAGAAUUGUAGACCUAUACAUCCUACACACCUAUAACUAUACCUACUUAUCUCCUUCAAUGAAUGAAGGCUGAAGCUCAUAAAAUGUGAAUUAAAGAGUAAAGUAAAGUUGAAGUUUGCUAUAAUUUCAAUUUCCGUCUUGGCAUGAACUUGGUUGAUGAACAAUAUAUUGGAUGUAGGAAGCUGAAAUAUUAUUAGAUCUCCGUCAAUUUUUAUAAUGACCUAGGUAAUGCCUAAUGAAUUAAUGAUUUUACAUUCACCAUUAUGAAUUUUCAAAGUUUUCAACAUAGGUUUGUACCAUGUAGCUACGUACUCGUUUUUUUAUUUGAAUUUUGAAAGCAGUGUUGGUGAAAAAUAUAAAGGAGGUACAUAGUACUGUUACUCCUGCGCUUGCGUCGGUCUCGCACGAACUCUAGGUCGCUCGCACGCUCUUCUAGACCACGUGUUUGAUAAGAAAGACAACAACAUGAGAGUGAUGCAAGAAAAAACAAACUUGCCAUAAGAACAAACUGCUAGAAUUUUUGCGUUUCCUUCACCAUAUUCUUGAAAUUUGAAUACUUUAUUCUUCAACUUGUUCAACUAUAGGUACGUUAACUGAUUCUUUUUAUCUAACUGUGGUACUGAUUGUCGUGUGAACCAAAAUCUCGCUUGAAGGGUAUUUAGUAUGAUUCCGAUACACUUUUCCAGGAUUUUUAAACCACCUAAAUCAAUUUUUUUGGUGUCAGCUAUCAAUGACAGAAAAUAUUUAUCAAUCCAGCCAAAUAAUUCAAGAAUGAUCCACGUGACUGCAUCAACGAAUAUUCCUACAUUGAAUAAAGACUCUGUCUGUACAAAAAAAUGGUUUUAUACUACCGCUAAAAAAAUCGAACAAGAGUUCACAUGGAUAAUUGAAGAUUUUAAUUUUCACAUGGCCAACAUCUAUGAUGAUGAAUUGAAGUCACCUGUACUUUCAGAGGUUAAUGAUUCGUAUAAGUGGUUUUUAAAACUGAACAUACCCCUGCAAUAUUAUUCUCUCAAGCACGAAUCUUUACAUCUCAAUUUUGAAAUGGUUCCCUGUGCAUUUAACAUCAGCCCGAUAUCAGGCAGUAUAAGUGCCUCACUAAUGGACUCGAAAAAUCAGAAAUUCAAUACUUGUGCACACAACUUCUAUGAAAAAAGUCUUAAAAAAUGUGAUAAAGUCAGCUUGAGACUAAUUAAAUGCGGUGAUUUGAAAAACGAGUUAUUACCAGAAGGCCAGUUGAGGAUUCAUAUCAAUAUUGCCUUCAUUGGCGAUACAAUUACUGCUUCGAAUCAUUUUCCGGCGGAUGAAUCUAAUCUUACGCAUGAUUUUGAAAAAUUAUUCAACGAUGAGGAUAGUAGUGAUGUUAUAAUUGAAAUUGAUGGAAAGAAGUAUCCAGCUCAUAAAAGUGUCCUGGCAGCUCGUAGCUCAGUAUUUCAUGACAUGUUUAAAAAUGAUACGAUGAAGAGUCAACGGAAUCGUAUUGAAAUUAAAGAUACCGAUGAAAAAAAUUUCCAAGAAGUGUUGCGUUAUAUUUACACCGGAAAAGUUGAGAAUUUGAACGAUAUAGUAUUCGAAUUGAUUCCCGUUGCUGAAAAAUAUAACCUUGCGCCUUUAAAGACCGCGUGCUUACAUGCACUAAGUGCAUUACUGUCAGAGAAAACUGCUGUAAAAAUUUUGAUUAUGGCUGAAUUGAAUGGAGCACAGAGUUUGAAAACUCAAGCGAUUGAGUAUAUUCUAGAGAACUGGACUAAUGUUACGAAAUCAGAAGACUGGAAUGAUUUAGACUGUUAUCCUGAUUUGAUGAAAUGCUUAACCAGCAAUGAAAAUGAUUACUAUGAUAAAUAUGAUAGGUGCUGAAAAUGAUUUCCUUGUACGGUGCAUGAUGUAGGUACUUAUAGAGUUUCCAGUAAUUCGUAAUUCAUGUUCUUUUUAUUUUACCUAAUUAGGUACCCACAUAUACCUACUUCCUUUUGUUUUACUCUAAUUCAUUUUUUGAAGUUUUCAGUUUUCAACCUAAUUGGUAGGUAGGUACCUAAAUCUAUAUUUUUUUUCUUUAAAAAAAAAUUUAUUAUCUGCAUGUGAUUUGAAUCAUAAAUGCGAGUGUAAUUGAAAUGUUCAUUUUGUAUCAUCUGUAAGUAGGUAUUUUGUGUAAUGCUAUUUUUGCUCAAGUAAAAGAUACUUUCAAGUUA